AUGUAUUCGACUCUAUCUACAAGUUCAAGCAAUACCCAGCGUUUUUUUUUGCGGUUGAUUUUCUUGGGAAAUGUUGGCUUGGCAAAGAUUUGCUUGGCGGACAAGAACUACCAAAGUUCUUCUAAUCUGAGAGAGAAAAAAUCAACAUUUCCAGAGUUUACUUGGUGGAAAUUUAUAGUUCAAGAAGAACAUGCUCACAAGGUCAGACAAAUGAUUGGAUUAAUUAUAGCUGUGAGAAUUUGUUUUACUGAGAAUACAACUGAAAAGAGAUUUUCGGGUGGAACAAUAUCAAUUUUAUUGGUACUUAAUCGAUAUUCAGCCACCUCACAAAUUUUCAGUAUAAUUUGUUGGGAUUGUUACAAAUAUUUUAAGCAUCUUUUGCAGCUAAAUUUAAAUGCUUUUGUAAAACCUACUCUCAAAAUGUCAUAA
Phycomyces blakesleeanus NRRL 1555(-) is the source of this 429-nucleotide messenger RNA. RefSeq lists its product as hypothetical. The record is from RefSeq and is a predicted model, not a curated record. Lineage: Eukaryota; Fungi; Mucoromycota; Mucoromycetes; Mucorales; Phycomycetaceae. The transcript is spliced from 6 exons. Bases 1 to 429 code for a protein of 142 amino acids.